AUGACGUCUGAAUCUAAUCUUGGAGCUGGAGCUGGAGCUGCAGAUGACUCUAUACGAGCCGAGGACGGGCCAUUUGUGCCGGCUCUCAUUGUGGUUGACAUGCAGGAGGACUUCUGCCCACCCAACGGGUCUCUAGCUGUGCAAGAUGGUCGAACCAUUGCCCCUUUAAUCAAUGACCUCCUCGCCAAGCCUGGCUUCGUGACGCGCGUUGCAACCCUCGACUGGCACCCCGCAGAUCAUAUCUCCUUCGCCGCCAACCACCCUGCACCGAAUAACAAGCCCUUUGUGUCGUUGAUCGAAAUGAGAAACCCCGCCCCGGGAAAAGAUACUGAGACGAAGCCACAGCGCCUCUGGCCUAUCCACUGCAUGGCAGACAGCCACGGUGCAGCUUUGAUCCCAGAGAUUGAGAGCAAUCGCGUGGACUUGCUCGUCCGCAAAGGCCAAAACUCGCAGGUGGAAAUGUACUCUGCCUUCGCAGAUGCCUUUGGUAACCAUGGACUAACCGGAGCUGGGGGAUCUGUCGAUGUUGACCUGGCAUCUGAACUCCGGACAAAAGCCGUAACAGACGUCUUCGUAGUGGGAUUGGCUGGGGACUACUGUGUGAAAUCCACGGCACUAGAUGCUGUCAAGGCUGGGUUCCGAAGCUGGCUCAUCGAAGAUGGGACUAAAUGCGUCGUUCCGGCUGACUGGGAUAAGACAAGGGAGGAGCUUUGUGCUGCUGGAGUGGUCGUGAUCCACGCCAACGACGCGAUCAUCGUGAGGCUGGCAGCGGUAUAG
Molecule: messenger RNA, 777 nt
Organism: Penicillium waksmanii
Lineage: Eukaryota; Fungi; Ascomycota; Eurotiomycetes; Eurotiales; Aspergillaceae
Product: nicotinamidase
Exons: 2
Coding region: 1-777 (258 amino acids)
Source: RefSeq, a predicted model, not a curated record